Messenger RNA from Sinocyclocheilus anshuiensis, 2081 nucleotides. It is a transcript of the gene slc6a11b, whose product is annotated as solute carrier family 6 member 11b. Gene Ontology annotation, cellular component: plasma membrane; cell projection. The record is from RefSeq and is a predicted model, not a curated record. Lineage: Eukaryota; Metazoa; Chordata; Actinopteri; Cypriniformes; Cyprinidae. Gene Ontology annotation, biological process: amino acid transport; nitrogen compound transport; sodium ion transmembrane transport. Bases 225 to 2078 code for a protein of 617 amino acids. The transcript is spliced from 15 exons. Gene Ontology annotation, molecular function: gamma-aminobutyric acid:sodium:chloride symporter activity.
UGUCCAGUGAGAGGCGGUGGAGAUCAGAUCUGAGCUCUGAUCACAGCAGUAGUGAGCUGCUCACUGCCACAGUCACAGCACUGUGACAUCCAUCAGGGAUUUGCACCUUUCUUCUUUUGUCUUUUUUCUAUCAAACGGGUUCAGACUGAAGCAUCCCCUAAAGCAGGUGGUUACUGGGUGAUCUGAGGAGGUUCACUGCACCCCUAUACCGGCUGUAGGACGUCAUGACAGCCGAAAAGACGAUUCCCAUAAUAAAUGGAAAAGCGGACGAUUCGAUGGACCCCGAAGCGGCGAGCGCGAGCGCAGUGCGCAGCAAAGAUAAGAAGGUGGUGAAUGAGAGGGGUCAGUGGAAUAAUAAGAUUGAGUUUAUGCUGUCAGUGGCUGGAGAGAUUAUCGGCCUUGGCAACGUUUGGAGGUUCCCAUAUCUGUGUUACAAGAACGGCGGAGGUGCUUUUUUUGUGCCUUAUGUUAUCUUCUUCAUCUGCUGUGGAAUCCCAGUCUUCUUCCUGGAAACAGCGCUAGGUCAGUUCACUAGUGAAGGAGGCAUCACAUGUUGGCGAAAAGUCUGCCCGCUCUUUGAAGGCAUUGGCUAUGCGACACAAGUCAUCGAGGCCCACCUGAAUGUUUAUUAUGUGGUUAUAUUAGCUUGGGCCAUUUUCUACCUGUUCAAUUGCUUUACAACAGAGCUGCCCUGGGCAUCGUGUGGUCACUACUGGAACACGGAGAACUGUGUGGAUUUUAACAAUGAAAGCAUUGCCAACUUCACCAACCCAUAUGCCACAUCUCCAGUCAUGGAGUUUUGGGAACGCCGUGUUCUCAGAAUAUCCUCUGGAAUUGAAGAAGUUGGCAGCCUUCGCUGGGAACUUGCUAUCUGUCUUGCUAUAGCCUGGGUUAUAUGUUAUUUCUGCAUUUGGAAAGGCCCCAAAUCAACUGGAAAGGUGGUGUAUGUCACUGCAACCUUUCCUUAUUUCAUGCUGUUGAUCCUUCUUCUUCGAGGAAUAACGCUGCCAGGAGCUGCUAAUGGAAUUAAGUUCUACCUGUAUCCUGACAUCUCUCGUCUGUCAGACCCUCAGGUGUGGGUGGAUGCAGGCACUCAGAUCUUCUUCUCAUAUGCUAUAUGUCUGGGCUGUCUUACGGCCCUCGGAAGCUACAACAGCUACAACAACAACUGCUACAGGGACUGCAUCAUACUGUGCUGCCUGAACAGUGGCACGAGUUUUGUGGCAGGAUUUGCCAUCUUCUCUGUCUUGGGCUUCAUGGCAUAUGAACAGAAUGUGCCAAUAGAGGCAGUGGCAGAGUCAGGUCCUGGUCUAGCGUUCAUAGCGUAUCCUAAAGCUGUGACCAUGAUGCCGUGGUCUCCAUUGUGGGCCUGCCUGUUCUUCAUGAUGCUCAUCUUCCUUGGGCUUGACAGUCAGUUUGUGUGUGUGGAGAGUCUUGUGACUGCAAUCGUGGACAUGUAUCCCAAAACCUUCCGUGUGGGUUAUCGGCGAGAGCUUCUCAUCCUGGGAAUGUCUGUGGCUUCGUUCUUCGUGGGUCUAAUAAUGUUGACAGAGGGUGGCAUGUACGUGUUCCAGCUCUUUGACUCGUAUGCAGCCAGUGGCAUGUGUCUGUUGUUUGUGGCCAUCUUUGAGUCCAUCUGCAUUGGCUGGAUCUAUGGUAGCGACAGGUUUUAUUCGAACAUUGAGGACAUGAUUGGAUACAAGCCCAUAUUCUUCAUCAAAUGGUGCUGGAAGUACUUCACACCAGGCAUCUGUGCUGGCAUCUUUCUGUUCUUCUUGAUCAAGUACAAACCGCUGAAGUAUAAUAAUGUGUACACAUAUCCAGACUGGGGUUAUGGCAUUGGCUGGAUGAUGGCCAUGUCCUCUAUGGUCUGCAUCCCUCUGGGAAUCUUAUUUCAGAUCUGGAAGACGGAAGGAAGUUUCCGUGAGAGGAUCAAAAAGCUGACCACACCCAGCGCUGACCUGAUAAUGAGGGGACGCCUCAGCUCCAAGGGUCCCUGCGCUAUCAAUGACGCUGAUGCCAAAAUGAGGGCGGAUGGCAAGAUCUCCACCAUCACAGAGAAGGAGACACAUUUCUAAACC